This is a messenger RNA of Epithele typhae, 654 nucleotides long. Its product is annotated as A1pp-domain-containing protein. The record is from RefSeq and is a predicted model, not a curated record. NCBI's taxonomy places the organism in Eukaryota, Fungi, Basidiomycota, Agaricomycetes, Polyporales, Epitheliaceae. Bases 1 to 654 code for a protein of 217 amino acids. The transcript has 9 exons.
AUGCCACUCCAUCUCGACAAGAUCCCGACGCUGCGCGAGCUGUACACCCGAGGCGUCCUCAAGCCCGCAAAGGUUGCUCCCAGGCACGCCCCGCGCGCUGCCCUCUUGGACCGGGUGUCGCUGUUCCAAGGGGACAUUACGACACUCGACAUUGACUGCAUUGUCAACGCCGCGAACCGCUCCCUUCUCGGCGGAGGCGGAGUCGAUGGUGCUAUCCACGCCGCCGCUGGCCCGUCGCUGCUCGAAGAAUGUCGAAAAUUGAACGGAUGUGAGACUGGGGACGCGAAGAUCACCGGAGGACAUGAUCUCCCUGCACGCCACAUCAUUCAUACCGUGGGGCCCAUUUACUCGUCCUACAAGAAGGAAGAGAAAGCAGAACAGCUCGCCUCUUGUUACAAGACAAGCCUGCAGCUGGUGGUCGCCAGCUCGCUGAAACACGUUGCUUUCCCGUCCGUUUCAACCGGCAUUUAUGGGUAUCCCAUUAAAGACGCCACUCAUAUCGCAUUGAACGUUGCGAGAGGAUAUUUGGACACACCUGAAGGUGACAAGCUCGACAGGACCAUAUUUGUCGUCUGGAGUGACGCAGAUAAGCUCGUGUACGAGUCUCUGCUUCCUCACUACUUCCCGUCUGAGGACGAAGGAGACACUGUCUAG